Apis dorsata (giant honeybee) is the source of this 1869-nucleotide messenger RNA. RefSeq names its product nuclear RNA export factor 1-like. Bases 241 to 1815 code for a protein of 524 amino acids. The record is from RefSeq and is a predicted model, not a curated record. Gene Ontology annotation, cellular component: cytoplasm; nucleus. NCBI's taxonomy places the organism in Eukaryota, Metazoa, Arthropoda, Insecta, Hymenoptera, Apidae. Gene Ontology annotation, molecular function: protein binding; RNA binding. The transcript has 2 exons. Gene Ontology annotation, biological process: poly(A)+ mRNA export from nucleus.
CAGAAACGUUAUUUUUUUAAAUGAUCGGUAUUGCGGAAUAUGAAACGCAAAGUUCUAUAAAAUGCUAUCAUAAAUAAAAUGAAGAUUAAAGUAAAAAUAUAAAUUUAUUUAUUAUUUUCAAUAUCAUUAGGAGAAAAAUCAUUUCUUUUCAGAAAUAUGUAAUUUUCAUAAUACUGAAAGAGUUUUCAACUGAGACUAUUGUGGAUUCAUAUUUAGUGAAUUAAAAAAUAAAUAAUAAAAAUGCAACGAACAAAUUUACCUAUUGUAUCAAUGCAAUUAGAUUCUUCUAUUGCGAUAAAAAUAAGUAUGGGUGGAUCAAUGUUUCAAGAAAGGACAUUAAUGGGUCGUUCAGAUGUGUGGCACAAAAUUAAAAUUUUAAAAGGAACUGAAUAUGAUAAAGAAACAGUAUUAAAAGCUAUAUUAAAUGCUAUUGAACCAGCAGAAUUGAUCCCUGUGAAAUAUCAAAUCAAUGGAGAAGAUACUUUCUUUUUGGCUCGUAAUUGUGCUCAUGCUCUUGACAAACUAUGUAAAACUAAUUUAAUAAUCAAAAAUCCAGAAGGAGAUCCACUGAUCUUAAUUGUUACUUUAGGAUUUGCAUCCAUUCAUGAUCUGAAAAUUAAUCUUCAACCUUUACUUCUGACUGCUUUGACCAAAAAAUAUGAUCCUAAUAAAAAAACUCUGGAUCUGGAAGAAUUUCAUAAAGAUCCUGACAUGUCUAAAAUUGCUUAUUGUCCGUUAUCCCAACAGAGAACUUUUAAUCAUGUUUUAAAAUUAACAAAGACUGCAAUUGCCACAGUAGAACACUUAAAUCUUCAGAAAAAUGAAUUGUUCAAUUUAACUCCUAUAGAAACUUCUAGUUUGACUUCCAUAAAAUAUUUGGAUUUGAGACAUAAUAAUUUAAUUGCUAUGGAAGCACUUACCCCUUUAAAAAAUCUCUGCAUACUGAAAUUAUGGCUAGAUGGAAAUCCUUUGUGUGAAAAUUAUUGUACUUCAAAGCAAUAUAUAGAUUCUGCAAUGAAAUACUGUCCUAAUUUAAUUCAAUUGGAUGGAGUUUAUAUUAAAACAUAUGGCUUACCAUUGACAUAUAUUAAUUACUUUAAAAAUGAAUCCAGAGAAGAAUUAGUUAGCAAAUUUAUUAACCAUUUUUUCAAUCUAUAUGAUCAAAGUGAUAGAACAAUUUUAAGAGGAUUAUAUUAUAAAAAUGCAUUUUAUUCUAUGAGCUUUGGAAUUCCAUCAUCUAUGGCUCAUAAAAAAAAUUUAGUUCAAUUUACAGCAAAUAGAAAUUUAUUAAAAACUGCAGACCUAAAUAAGAAACGACAACAUCUUUAUUAUGGACAGGAUAAUAUUUUAGGUGGUUUAAAAAGAUUACCACGAUCCUAUCAUGAUAGAAAAUCUUUUGUAUGCGACUUGAUAUUCGACGAUAACAAAUGUUUAGUAAUCUCGAUUUGUGGAUUAUUUAAAACUAUGAAUAAUUCGUCACAAGUUCUAUGGUUUAAUAGAACGUUCAUUCUCCAAGCUGGCCCUGAUCAUGAAUACAAUAUCAUAAAUGAUCAAUACUAUGUAAAUGCUACUACAGAAGAAAUAUCACCAAAUAGUAUAGAAACAAAAAUUUCUUACGACGAAAUCGUACCAUCUUGCUUUAGCUCGAGUGAGAAAAAAGAAUUAUUGAAUAAAUUUACAGAAAUAACUUCAUUAAACAAAGAUUGGUGUCAAACAUAUUUAGAAGAAGCUAAAUGGAAUAUAAGAAAAGCGAUUUCAAAUUUUAUGAAGGAUUAUAAAUCUUCGGCUAUUCCUGCUGAAGCAUUUUCAAGAUAGUAUUGUUUUUUAGGUUAAUAAUGAAACUGUAAAUAUAGAAAAUAUAUUAACUUA